UAGAGGCUUGCAUUCGCCACCGUUCUCAUACCCUCACCACGUCCUUCGGCUACCUCUUACUUUUACUUAGUGCCCCUUUUUCCACUUUUUUUCUCCUUUUCUCUCUUUCCUUUUCUCGCACGCACACGCGUACUCUCACUCGACAUCUCUCCUUCUGUCACGGUGCGUUUGACUCGCCGUUCAUUCGUUCGUUCGCUCAUUCGUUUCGCGCCUCGUCGUCCAAAUCGCGUCAGCGAGAAGCUGGAUCACGUCGCGCGCGAAGCGCACGUAUAGUACAACGUUGUAACGUUCUGAGGAAUCGGGCCGACCACCAGCCGGUGAAGGCAUCAGCAGCGGCCGCCUGGAGAUCCUCGUCGCGUGCAGCUGGAGGACGAGUGUCGGUCGAGAAGAGGGCAGAGAGAUGAUCGCGAGUGUCCGGUGACGAUACGUAUAUAUAUGUACAUUACGCUUAGAACGGUAGUCCCCCGCAGACAGAGAAAACUUGUAUCGAUAUUGUCGAGAGUGCACGUAUUGAUAUUCGCCGACGAGAGUUUCGUUCACUUCGACUGAACCAGCUGUUCACGUUCGAUAGAAGCGGGACAAGAGGAGAGGCGAAUAGAACGAGGAAGAGAACUGUGCAGUGCCGACAUGUGGCUAAAAAGCGUGUUCUUAAUAUGUAGCGUCAUCGCGUAUACGCUAGCUGGCAGCUCGGAUAUCGUGCAGAUAUCUGGUGACAGCUUAACUCGAGCGAAAAAUGUCGCACCAACGACAUAUCAGCCUCCCCGAGCCAUUCCAAUUCAAGAAUUUGUAUCGUCGCACAAAUUGCCGGAAAACGUAGCGAGACCAACGGAGGAUGACGACGAAUAUGACGACGAAAAGAAAAUUGCGCUUAAAGAUAAUAAGCCUAAAAAAGUAAUACAAAAAUUCGAGAAUAUCGACAAAAAAGCAAUUGCCGCCUUCGAACCUGCCAGGCGUUUUGACUCGGAGGAAGACGAUUCGGAGAGUUUUGCCGAUAAAAGACAAGCACGAGUGGAGCUCGAGAAUUUUAGCGACACCGGAAAGGUUCUGCAGGAUGAAAGAACAAGAAAAGUUGAUUCUAAACGGCCGCGUCCGAGCGAACAAGAUGAAGUUAUUCCGGGUGUCUACGUCAGCGCGGAAUAUCCAACAACCAUGCUACCAAUUCUGACAACUCCGCGCGAAGCACGUGGCAAAGACAGCUCGUUCGACUUUGUUCCCGUGAACAUUAUCCGCGAAGAUAGCAAAGAUGGCUACGCUCAUUUUUCUGACGCCAACUUUGGCGACUUGGGCGACGUGAGUUUGGUGCCGGCUGGUACGAAUUCUCGUAUUCAGGUGAAGAAAGGACCGAACGGCAAGGACUACGAAUACGAGUACGUAUAUUAUUACUACGACGAGGAGGAUGAAAACAAAGCGGGCACAGAAGGUUCGGCUGUGACGAAUUCUUACGAUGUUUCCGCCAGAACGACCGCCUCGCCCAGACGAGGAAGCACAGUGAACAACAGAAACAAGUACAACACCGUGGAGAGAUCGAGCACGGUGGAGCCCAGCAACAACGAGGUCAUUCCGAAUAGAAACGGCAAUCGGGGCAGACAACUGGUCGAAACCGAGGACGUGUCCGAGGAAAGGUUACCCGCGAAUACUCGCUUCCCGCCAAGAUCGCGAUCGAAUCACAACACGGGCACGACGGAAUCCUCGCGAUCGCGCGGCAACCGACCGCGACCGAGUCUGGACCUGGUGGACUCGAGCAGUUUCCGUACUCAUCAGGAAGGUCCCGAAUUUCCGCAAACCUUGCCGAAAGGACCCGUUAGAUUCUUGGGCGUCACGCCAAAUGAGGAUAGCGAGGAGAAACCUUCGAUCAGAAAUCGCGGAAGACCGCAGAAGGUUCAAGAACCCGCCCCCGUGGAAGAAGCGGCCGAUGAUGCGCCGCUACUUGUUACCAGAAGACGUCCGAGCAGCACGAUAGCGCCUGAAAUCGGAGUUGAACUGAGUAGAGGACAACCUGUGCGCUCCAGCCAGGAAGAAGCCGAGGAAGAGGAAAGUGCUUCUUCGUCGGAGAAACCCUCCAUCAAGAUCCGCGUAUCUUUAGAAGAUAAGACGCAAGAGUCCACUGAAACAGAAACUUCGCCGAUUUCUCCUAUCGCUGACACUACGGACAAUCCAACGACGGAAUAUCCAUCGGUUAUGGACAAAGUCGCAUUGGAUCUUUAUGCCUUUCUUCAACAAGGACAGAGCAAUCUGAUAGACGCGUCUAGCAGCGAAACUGACGAAACGGCAGCUGACAGUACGACUCUCGCCGACGAGAUUACGACCGAUUUGUUGACCACAACGGAAUUCGAUACUACGAUCGCUGCCGAGUCUAGUCCUAGCACUACGACAACAACGACAACGACGACGACGACAACGACUACCGAGCCCACAACUACAACAACGACGACAACGGAACCGCCAACCACCACCACUCAAGCUCCUGCGGGAAGAGGAAAGUUCCGGCGACCUGGAACUCUCGUCAGUCCAGCCGUCUCGAGAAAUCGAUUUAAAACCAACGGCGGCAGCAGUACGACAACGGAAGCAUCCGUGUCGGAACCGACGCAAAGAACUCGAGGACGCUUCGGCGGCAACGGCUCGAACGGAAACGGAUUCAAACGACCCCGACCAGGAGGUAAUCACAAACCGAUUGAAGAAGAUACCGUGCAGAAAGAAAGCGCAAACUCGGCAAACGCGGAAAAGCCGUCGGCCGGUCGCGGCAGAUUUCGCACGCCUUCCGGAGGUAGAACCGCCGUCUCGACGACAACGUCGGCGCCGUUGAACAGCGGCUCGACGGCGUCGAAUGGCUCCGCGGCGACUAGACCCACCUUCAACAAGCUGAACAUCGGCAAUCGAAGACGCGGACGACCAACCACAUCGGCGCCGGGAAGCGAGGAGUCCGCGCAGGAAGGAGCGACGCAGUCCGAAUCCACUGGCCAGACUGUCGCGCAAACCGCGCCAGAAACCGUUACAAAAUCUGCUGUUCGUCCGCGACUUCCUGGCUCGCCCGCGAUCAGACCUGCCGUCAUUAGACCGGGUGCUAGGAUCAACCCGAGGCAAAAACCGGGUCAGACGACGACCACGACGAUCGCGCCGGAAGCCGCCGAAACGUCCGUCGAGGAACCGGCUGGAGAGGGAACUGAAGAAGAGACCCACGAGGCACCAGCGGAAACCAGUCCCCCAGCGCGCACGACCACGUCGAAUCCUCUGAACAAACUGCGUAACCGCAACCGACUACAGGUGCAUCCGAAGACAACAACAAAGUCGCCGUUGCCGCCAGCGAUCAGGAGAUCGCCGUUGCUGCCGCGACGCAAAGUGACCGAGGCGCCGGUGGUCCAGUCGAGCCAGGAAGAUGCCGCCGCUCCCGAGGAGGAGGCCGUCUCAGAAGAGACGGAAUCCACCGAGGCGACCUCCGUCGAGACAAGCACGGCGGCCAGCACAAAGCACGAGGAGACACGUGGUCUCGGCGGUCUCCUGGCGACUCGACGCAGGAUCACUCCGACGCGACGUCCGGGUCAGAUAAUCGCGCGGGAUAUAGAGUUUAGGACUAUUAUAUUGCGUAAGAACACUUUUGUAAUUACACUGUUCCAAGAUACACUAAUGAAACGAGAAACUGUCAUUACCUGUGUGGAGCCAAAUCGACGAGCCGAAACGAUGACAACGAUACUGGACGGUAGCUAUCAACGCAUGCACCCUUAUGAGGGGCAGGCGGAUGACGGGGAUGAGGAAGAUGAACAUGAAGAGACGCCUCAAGAAUCAGGGGUCAUGAUUCACGUUGUGCCAGAGGGAAACAAGGCGCGUUGGAAUCACAUUGAAGAUCUGGACUCAUUUUUCACACGAAUGUACCACUAUCAUCAGCAGCACGGCUUUCUCUGUAUGAUGCUCCAAGAAAGUUUUGGUUUAGUGCAAUUCUUUUUUGUAGCAGUUUUCCUUAUAUUUCUCUCUAACUGCGUCGAUUACAGCAAAUUGUAUAAUGAUAGAUUUAAUUAUGCUAAUAGCACAAGUCACUUGAGCGACUACAUAAAAGGUACGGGAGAGUGCAUAAAGUCGAUCUCUUUCGGAUUUUGGAUUCUCAUCGUAGUCGCGAAGAUUUUCUUUGUUCUCCAGUUAGUCAAACUCUUAUAUAACUCGUCGCAGUUCUGGGAAAUCAAAAUGUUCUUCAACACAGCGCUCAAAAUCGCCGAUAACGAGUUAGACAAUUUUACUUGGCACGAGGUACAGAAACGGGUGAUAGAGGUACAAAAAGAGCAGGAAAUGUGCAUUCAUAAGAGAGAACUUACGGAACUGGAUAUAUACCAUAGAAUAUUAAGGCAUAAAAAUUAUAUGGUGGCUAUGACAAACAAAUCUCUAUUACCUAUUCGACUAAAAGUCCCGAUCAUAGGAGAAGUUAUUUUCUUGACUCGAGGAUUGAAAUAUAAUAUAGAAUUGUUGUUGUUUUGGGGACCUUGGUCACCAUUCGAAAAUAAUUGGCAUCUUAAGGAAGAUUACAAAAAAUUGAAUAAGAGGCAAGAACUCGCACGUAAGUUGUCCAAGCACAUCUUAUGGGUUGGUGUCGCAAAUUUUGUUUUGUGUAUUCCCAUUCUAAUAUGGCAGCUUCUUUAUACAAUCUUCAAUUAUGCUCCGACUAUUAAACGAGAGCCCAGCUUUUUGGCAAUGCGAACGUGGUCCUUGUAUGGUCGGCUAUAUCUACGUCACUUCAACGAACUCGAUCACGAAUUAAACGCGCGUCUCAGUCGUGCGUAUCGUCCCGCGUCCAAAUACAUGAGCAGCUUUACAUCCCCGGUAAUGACGGUGAUCGCGAAACAUGUCGCGUUUGUCUCCGGCACCGUCUUCUCUGUGUUGUUGAUCAUAACGUUGCUCUUCGAGCCAAUAUUUUUCAUGGAGCAUGUGGUUGCCAGUAUGACAAUACUCGGUGCUGUGGUGGCAACCGCGAAUUCAGUCAUACCGGAUGAGAAUAUGGUCUGGCAUCCUGAGACUCUUUUAACCGCUGUGCUAGCCCACACACACUACAGACCGGAUAGUUGGCAAGGAACCGCUCAUACGCAGACUACGAGGUCACAAGUGGCACAAUUAUUUCAGUAUCGAGCGGUACAUCUUCUGGAAGAGUUGGUUUCUCCGUUUGUGACAACGUACAUUCUAUGCUUCCGUAUGAGACAUCAAGCUUUAGAGAUCGUAGACUUUUUUCGUAAUUUCACUAUCGAAGUUGCCGGAGUUGGUGACGUGUGUAGUUUCGCUCAGAUGGAUGUGCGGAAACAUGGCAACCUUAUGUGGCAAACUGUAGCGCACAGUCCUACUUCGGUUUCUCCACUGCCCGGUGAAAGUAGUGCGGGUUAUGACAAUCAAUACGGCGUUGAUUUGGACAAAUAUCACGUACCGAUGUCGGAUCAUUAUACUCAGGCCGAAGACGGCAAAACCGAACUGUCUCUCAUACAUUUCACUCUGACAAACCCGGAAUGGAAACCGCCAUCUCACGGGGAGACUUUCGUGAACGCUUUAAGAGAAAGAGCUAGGAAGGAAGUGACUGCGAGUCCUAAUAAUAAUCCCUUGAUAGCUAGCUUAAACAGCUUGUCCGAUAUUGGUUACAAGGAGCACGUAUCGAACAUCAUUCGGAGCACGAUAAAUCAAACCAGUGUACCCAGUAUAAGUAACAUUUUCGUUCAACCGGGCACGUCCGCCACGCAAAUGGCAGGUGGAAUUGAUCGAUCGUCCAGCGCGAGAUCUACCGUACGUCGCGGUGUGUCCAGGACAGAAGGUCCAUUGCAUAAUGAAAGAGGAUUCCUGUACGAUUUGCAAGGCAUAUCGAAUCAGUCGUUAGGUGCUUCAGUCUUUGGAUCUGGGCACAGUUAUAUUUUAGGAAUGUAUACAGAUCCGUCUGCACCUACGGAAUUAACCGCUGCCGACAUGUCUUUGUCUACAUUGUACCUGCACGAGCUUCAUCAUAGACAAGUAAGAAGAAGAGGUUACCAGGAAAUGGCUACUAGAAGUAUAUGGCAGCGAAGUCCGGCUCAAGAGUUAGCGUCUCUUCCCGAGGUUAGGCAAGAAAGAGUACCGCUCUUGUUACACCAAGACUCGUCUUUGAGAAAGAACAGAGAAUCCUAACACUACGCUUCAAAGUUCAUUUAAAUAGCGUCCAAAUCGCGCAAUAAUCGUCAUUUUUUAACGGAAUAAAGUGAUUUGUAUCUCUGUUUUAUUGUAAUAAGUCCAUGAUUUCUUUUACAAUAAGCAAAGCUAGGAAGUUAUUUGACGUUUGACCACUUGUUCGUUAAAACAAAUUUGGUAAGAGACUAUAACUUCCGAGCUUCCGAUAAUAAGUAUAAGUAGUCGCAAUGCACUCAAGAGUGAAAUCGUGUGGACACUCUGGUGUUAUAUACAUCUAAUAAUUACGUCUUCUAAAUAUUUUUAUGGUAAUACUGAUAGAGAGAGAGUAUAUGUAUAUUUCCUUCCUCUCUCUCUACGUCUCUUUUUUCUCUACAUGUGGCCAACGAUUUAAUAAUGCCUAUUCUUAAUGUCAAAGGCCUAUCUAAAAGUUUACAUUUUAUACGUAAAGUAUCCAUGCUUAACAUUCAUCCUUUUUUAUGUUUUGACAAUAGCAGAUUCCAACAAACAUUGGUUUGUCAUUCGAUAAAGUUACGUUUAGACCGGCGCGAAAUUGUUGACAACACAAGUUCUGGGAACAAUUCGUAUCAUGUUUGCUCCAACGAAAAAAUGAGACAACUUGUGCUUGUCACGUUAUUGAAAUCGUCGCGUCGGUUUAUAAUCUAAGUUAUACAGACAAAAUUGAUUUGAAAGUCAAAUCUUUGUUGUUUUAAAAGGAUAUGUCAAAAAUGCAUCAAAUAACAAAUUUAGAAUAUUUUACACAUAAAUGAGUUGAUUGUAAAGACUCUAGUACAUAGUUCUCCGAUAAAAAGUCAAAAAACGUUAAAAUACUAUUUUUAUGUUUACUAGAGACAAACGCGUUAUUUAAGUGUCGAAAUACUUUUAACCCUUCACUUGCAUGUACUGUAAAACAAAGUACACGUUGUACACAAAAAUCUGUAGAUUUACAAAAAGAUUAAAUGUAAAUAUUACGUGAUUUUAAUAACAAAAACGUACGAAGUUUUGUCAAUUUACAUACGCGUCAUGUGUAAACUGCAUGAUUUUGUACAUUUUUGUUAUUAGUAGUGUAUGAUAAUUCAGACUUUUUUUUACAGUGUGAUGGCAUUUGUGAGCGACUCCAUAUCUUAUUUCAAAAUGUGCAAAAUCUAAAAAAUCUAAGUGGAAAUUUAUUUUGUGUUAUAAAUGUGAUGGAAAAUUUUUGAGUUCUUUCUAUAUUUUUUCUCAGUUAAUUAAUCAAAGCAAAAUAUUUUUAUUUUAAAGCAAAAUAUAUUUAUUUAAAUUUUUAUUUCUAAAAAUAUUCGCGUAAUAUUCGUAAAAAUUCAUGAUGUUAUUAUAUUUGAUGAAGAAUAACGUUUUAGGUGGGAUUUCACAGAUCUCAUCCGGCAUAAGACGUAAUUAUUUUGUAUCAAGCGUGUGAAGGGUUAACAUCACCUCCCAAUGCCACGAUUCUCUAGUCAUACGAAAUUAACAUCGCGCCGUAGCAUAUUUUUCUCUUUUUAGAAGUGAUUCUAUUUAUUGCCGACGUUUUAUUUGUAUUAAUAAGAUACUUUAUAUACAUAUAUAUGACGACGGCUGCAUAUUGAUGGCUAGGGUAUCUCGUAAAAUGUGUACAUAAAAUCGCGAUAUUUUCGCUAAUGCCGCGGUAAAGAUACCUUGUUGGAGGAUCGGUUCCGCGAUCUUGUCCUUUGACACUUUUAACGUCGAGGUUGUUACGAAGUAGGUUUAAGAAACAAAUUUAGACCAUUUACUUAUUCUUUGGUUUAAGAUAUUUAGAAACUUAAAACGAAACUGAUCAUUUUUAAGCGAAUUAACGUAUAACGAGUAACAUAUUGAGGAGAUACGUUUUGCUAAAUCUUAUAUCGAUGUGAUUAUUGUAAAAUGGGAAAUUAGUGCUGAGAGGCAUCUGUAAUUAUAUCAUUAUAUCGAAAAUAAAUAAUAAAUUUCAU
This is a messenger RNA of Pseudomyrmex gracilis, 8063 nucleotides long. RefSeq lists its product as uncharacterized. Gene Ontology annotation, biological process: protein localization to phagophore assembly site; autophagy of mitochondrion. Gene Ontology annotation, cellular component: phagophore assembly site; autophagosome. The transcript has 17 exons. Lineage: Eukaryota; Metazoa; Arthropoda; Insecta; Hymenoptera; Formicidae. The record is from RefSeq and is a predicted model, not a curated record. The coding region runs from base 628 to 6120 and encodes 1830 amino acids.